GGCUCGUUUGCUCGCAAGAUGGCGGACGAGGACGGGGAAGGGCUUCACCCCGCGGCCCCGCACCGGAACGGCGGCGGCGGGGGGGGCUCCGCGCUGCACUGCGCCGGCAACGGCGGCGGCGGCGGCGGGGGCGGCCCGCGGGUCGUGCGCAUCGUCAAGUCCGAGUCCGGCUACGGCUUCAACGUGCGGGGCCAAGUGAGCGAGGGCGGGCAGCUGCGGAGCAUCAACGGGGAGCUGUACGCGCCGCUGCAGCAUGUGAGCGCCGUGCUGCCCGGGGGGGCGGCCGAUCGGGCCGGGGUGCGCAAGGGGGACCGCAUUCUGGAGGUGAACGGCGUGAAUGUGGAGGGGGCCACCCACAAGCAGGUGGUCGACCUGAUCCGCGCAGGCGAGAAGGAACUGAUCUUGACGGUGUUAUCGGUGCCCCCUCACGAGGCAGAUAACCUAGAUCCCGGCGACGACUCCCUGGGACAGUCAUUCUACGACUACACAGAAAAGCAGGCAGUGCCCAUCUCGGUCCCCACGUACAAACACGUGGAGCAGAAUGGUGAGAAGUUCGUGGUGUACAACGUUUACAUGGCAGGCAGGCAGCUGUGUUCUAAGCGGUACCGGGAGUUUGCCAUCCUACACCAGAACCUGAAGAGAGAGUUUGCCAACUUUACAUUUCCCCGGCUGCCAGGGAAGUGGCCGUUCUCUCUGUCAGAACAGCAGUUGGAUGCCCGACGUCGGGGGUUGGAAGAAUAUCUAGAAAAAGUGUGUUCAAUCCGCGUUAUUGGUGAGAGCGACAUCAUGCAGGAAUUCCUGUCGGAAUCAGACGAGAACUACAAUGGAGUGUCGGACGUUGAGCUGAGAGUAGCAUUACCAGACGGAACGACAGUUACAGUCCGGGUUAAAAAGAACAGUACUACAGACCAAGUUUAUCAGGCCAUCGCAGCAAAGGUCGGCAUGGACAGUACAACGGUGAAUUAUUUCGCCUUAUUCGAAGUGAUUAAUCAUUCCUUUGUACGGAAGCUGGCACCCAACGAAUUUCCUCAUAAACUCUACGUCCAGAAUUACACGUCAGCCGUGCCAGGCACCUGCCUGACCAUUCGAAAAUGGCUUUUUACAACAGAAGAAGAAAUCCUCUUAAACGACAAUGACCUGGCAGUUACCUAUUUCUUUCAUCAGGCUGUUGAUGAUGUGAAAAAAGGUUACAUCAAAGCUGAGGAAAAAUCCUACCAACUACAGAAACUGUAUGAACAAAGGAAGAUGGUCAUGUACCUCAACAUGCUGCGGACUUGUGAGGGCUACAACGAGAUCACCUUCCCGCACUGCGCCUGCGACUCCAGGCGGAAGGGCCAUGUGGUCACUGCCAUCAGCAUCAUGCACUUUAAGCUUCAUGCGUGCACGGAGGAGGGCCAGCUGGAGAACCAGGUCAUCGCGUUCGCCUGGGACGAGAUGCAGCGGUGGGACACCGACGAGGAGGGAAUGGCCUUCUGCUUCGAGUACGCGCGCGGAGAGAAGAAGCCUCGAUGGGUGAAGAUCUUCACACCCUAUUUCAAUUACAUGCACGAGUGCUUCGAGAGGGUAUUCUGCGAGCUCAAGUGGAGAAAAGAGAACAUCUUCCAGAUGGCGCGGUCACAGCAGCGGGACGUGGCCACCUAGCCUCUUUCCCUCCCUCCUCGUCACCUUCAUCCUCCCACCCGCGUCUCCCAUGUCAGACAGAGUAACCAUUAACAUAAAAGAAGAGAAAAAGGAAAAAAAAAAAAGCAAGGCAUUUUAUUCAAAAAGUCCUAAACUAAAUAUUAUUAAUAGUCCCUCUGAAUAUCAUGUCGCUGGAAUCGAGCUGGUAGAGAACGAGAUUGGUCAGCACCUGGAGCCAACUGAGUCACGACAGGCAAAGGAAAAGCCCACCGCCUCGCCAGAGGUAGCUGCCCGCCGGGGCCUCGUACCGACAGACUCUCCUUGUACUAUAUUUUUAAAACUGGAACUAUGAACUCCAUCCAUUUGCACUGUUGAGACAUAUAUAUGUAUGUAUGUAAAAAUUAUAUAUACACAAAUUAGCUGCACGUAUAUACAUAUAUAUAUUUCUUUUUAAAUUUCAUAUUGAUGGCAGUACCUUUUUUAGCUUGUGUUUUUACACACCUUUCACUAGAAUUCAUGACUUCUCUCUUGCUCUCUUUAUUUUGAAACAAACUUUAAAAAGGAAAAAAAAAUAUUUUACAGGGAAAAUACCUCUCCUCAUGAAGGACUCGAAAAGUUUACAACCUGAUCAGUUUUUUUUUUUUCCCUUCCUUUUUGUAUUGAGCACAGAUUAUGGCUCACGGGUUGCCACAGAGUCUGA
Molecule: messenger RNA, 2320 nt
Organism: Sorex fumeus (smoky shrew)
Lineage: Eukaryota; Metazoa; Chordata; Mammalia; Eulipotyphla; Soricidae
Gene: SNX27
Product: sorting nexin 27
Exons: 12
Coding region: 19-1641 (540 amino acids)
Biological process (GO): intracellular protein transport; signal transduction
Cellular component (GO): early endosome
Molecular function (GO): protein binding; phosphatidylinositol-3-phosphate binding
Source: RefSeq, a predicted model, not a curated record